AUGAGCCAAUCAGGGUCCGUGAGCUGUUGCCCGGGUGCUGCCAAUGGCAGCCUGGGCCGGUCUGACGGUGUGCCCAAGAUGAGUGCCAAGGACCUGUUUGAGCAGAGGAAGAAAUACUCCAACUCCAGCAUCAUCGUGCACGAGACCUCGCAGUACCACGUCCAGCACCUGGCUACGUUCAUCAUGGACAAGAGUGAGGCCAUCGCGUCUGUGGAAGACGCCAUCCGGAAGCUGGUGCAGCUGAGCUCCAAGGAGAAGAUCUGGACACAGGAGAUGCUGCUGCAGGUCAACGACCAGUCGCUGAGGCUGCUGGAUAUAGAGUCGCAGGAGGAGCUGGAGAACUUCCCUCUGCCCAGCGUGCGGCACAGCCAGACGGUGCUCAACCAGCUGCGUUACCCGUCGGUGCUGCUGCUCGUGUGCCAGGACUCCGACCAGAGCAAGCCCGACGUCCACUUCUUCCACUGCGACGAGGUGGAGGCGGAGCUCGUGCACGAGGACAUCGAGAGCGCGCUGGCGGACUGCCGCUUGGGGAAGAAGAUGCGGCCGCAGACCCUCAAGGGCCACCAGGAGAAGAUCCGGCAGCGGCUGUCGAUCCUGCCCGCGGCCCCAGGCCCGGCCCCCAUCCUCAUCCAGCGUUUUGGCGGGGACUCCCCUUCCACCAAGAACCGAGUGGGCCUGCUGACGCCGCUGGGAGAACUAGGCCUCCGCCGCCGAGAGUCGCUGGAGGAGGAGCCGCGGGCCGCGCUGGCGCAGAGGAUCGAGAAGGAGACGCAAAUCCUCAACUGCGCUCUGGACGACAUUGAGUGGUUCGUGGCGCGGCUGCAGAAGGCGGCUGAGGCCUUCAAGCAGCUGAAUCAGCGCAAGAAGGGAAAGAAGAAGGGGAAGAAGGGGCCGGCAGAGGGUGUCCUCACGCUGCGGGCACGGCCCCCCUCGGAGGCUGAGUUUGUGGACUGUUUCCAGAAGACCAAGCUGGCCUUCAACCUGCUGGCCAAGCUGCAGAAGCACAUCCAGAAUCCCAGCGCGGCUGAGCUGAUGCACUUCCUCUUCGGACCUCUGGACCUGAUCGUCAGCACUUGCGGUGGCCCAAACAUCGCUCGCUCUGUGUCCAGGCCCCUGCUGUCCCGCGACGCUGUGGGCUUCCUGCGUGGCCACCUGGUCCCCAAGGAGAUGGCGCUGUGGGAAUCCCUUGGGGAGACCUGGACACGCCCCCGCUCCGAGUGGCCACGGGAGCCGCAGGCGCCCCCCUACGUGCCCAGGUUCCACAGUGGCUGGGAGCCGCCCCUGGACGUGCUGCAGGAGGCCCCCUGGGAGGUGGAGGGGCUGGCAGCUCCCGCCGACGAGCCAGCUCCAGUGAGCCGACCAUCCUUUAGAAACUCCCCGAAGCACAGCCUCGGUCCGGAGUCCACGUCCCCAGGAGACGUCCUCCCCCAGGUCAGCUCCCAGCACACUCACAGAGGCUACGAGUCUGCACCAGCCAUGGCCAAGUACGUCAGGGUCCUUUAUGACUUCACGGCCCGCAACGCCAACGAGCUGUCGGUGCUGAGGGAUGAAGUCCUGGAGGUGCUGGAGGACGGCCACCAGUGGUGGAAGCUUCGGAAUCGCAGCGGCCAGGCAGGCUACGUGCCCGGCAACAUCCUGGCAGAGACCCGGCUGGAGGACGCCCCCCAGGAGCAGGGAGUGAAAUACUGGGGUCCUGUCAGCCCGACCCACAAGCUGCCCCCCAGCUUCGCAGGGAACAAAGACGAGCUGAUGCAGCACAUGGACGAGGUCAACGACGAGCUGGUGAAGAAGAUCAGCAACAUCCGGGCGCAGCCGGCUCGGCCCUUUCGGGUGGAGCGCAGCCAGCCGGUGCCCCCGCCGCUCACCCACGCGUCUGGGCCCCGCGAGGUCCGCGCCUGGCUGGAGGCCAAGGCCUUCAGCGCGCGGGUCGUGGAGCACCUGGGCGUGCUGACCGCCCCGCAGCUCUUCUCCCUCAACAAGGAUGAGCUGCGGAAGGUGUGCGGGGAGGAAGGCGCCCGUGUGUACAGCCAACUCACCGUGCAGAAGGCCUUCCUAGAGAAGCAGCAGGGCGGGUCGGAGCUGGAGGAGCUCAUGAGCAAGUUCCAUUCCAAGACCCAGAGGCGCGCAGAGGAGGACAGUUAG
Molecule: messenger RNA, 2142 nt
Organism: Rangifer tarandus platyrhynchus (Svalbard reindeer)
Lineage: Eukaryota; Metazoa; Chordata; Mammalia; Artiodactyla; Cervidae
Source: the annotation of a GenBank genome assembly